AUGCCAGAGCCAUCUAGAAAGCGUGAGCACGACCAGCUCCUUCAUGUGCUGAACGGGGCCAGGGUCAGUGAAGACUUGAUCAAGUACCUUACCGGAUUAGGUUUGUCCAGCAUAUCUGACUUUGUGGGUCUUGUCACCACAGCCGGUUUUGAAACUGAGCUGAAAACGCAAGUCCUGGAUCUGUCCCCUGCGAAAGAUGAUGUCUUGCAGUUGUCCCGCUUGCGUGCAGCUUGGCGUGAGGGUUUUCUGCUCAUAGAGAAAGCUCGGAAGCGUCGCCUAGAAGGUGUUCUUGAAGAUGGUGAAGAACCUUUGGAUAUUCAGACGCAUGAAGACUUGCUGGCCCAAUGGAAAACGACAUAUCAGCUGCAGCUGUCCAUUCAUGCGAUGCCUUCUGAUGCUUUGCUAGGUAGAGUUUACAGAGAGUUCCAGCGAGGUGCCCCAACACUGAUUCCAGCCAAGCGAAUGCAGAGUUUGUUUCGGGGCACGCUCCCAACAUCCAAAGAAGAGGUGAACCUUAGUGCAUCUAUCAAAGUGCAGUUGGCAGCUGAGCCGGCCCCGGUCAAGUCAGUCAUCGCCUAUUAUCAGGCUCUGCGUGUGUUAGCAAACGCCUAUGCCAUUGCAGGUAUCCAUGUGGUUGAUAGUGUGUCGGCGCCAGGGACGAAAGUCCGUUUUGCCCCGCUGGACACAAACUUGAACUAUUGUGAUUUUGCUCUGGCCAGGACUGCUGAGAGUAAUUGCCAUGAUACACAGCAGUUGCAGUGGUUGGAGUCACGGGAUUUGCAUACCCGCGGUAAGAUGGUGGAGUUUAUGAGGCAAGGAGUACCGCAAGGCGAAGCUUUGACACGAGCCUUGCGUGAAUGCGAUGUGCUGUGGACUGUGCAGCAAUCUGUCGUAGUGGACGUUGAUAAGACGCCUUCUGCCAGUGUCAGAACACGUGCGGAACUUUCACCACCUAGCAAAAGACCCCGACGUGAGCGCACUGUGACAGUUUUGCAGGGGAACCAAGCAAUCUGCAAGCGCCACAAUGAUCAGCGUGGUUGUGCUCCAAAGGAAAAGGACUGCCCAGAUCGGAAGCGUCACACAUGUGAUGGCCGCAGGCCUGAUGGCACUGCGUGUGGCAGCACCGGCCACACCCGCAAAGAUUGCCCUUGUUUACCGGUGAAGGGCUGUUCACUUUGCCCUGUUGGGCCUGUUGUCACCGAUGCAGCUGACUGGGGCCGAGUAUCUCGGUGGCAAGACUGGUUUUUGUGGUGCUCGCAUCGGUUGGUUGCAGGUGGCUUCACAUCUGCUCCAGUUGAGCAGGAGGUUGCAUCGGAAGCUAGAAAGCCUGUGCUGCUCAGCUAUUCAGGCAAGCCUUGGCCCAAGAAAGUCCGUUUUCAUGGCCGUUUCGCGUUGAAGCAGCCCAACCUGAUUCUUCCUCGGUUUCAAAUGCAAUCAGUGCGGCGUGCAGACAUGCGCGACCUUGCGCCUGAUGUUGCUGCCAGAUUUGUAGCUGAUGGAUGCAAAUUUCCCCCUCUUGCAUAUGCGGAGGAUGCACUGCUUUGGACAGGUGCUGUUUGGCGUUGCCUGUUACCUUCGGAAAAGGCUCAGUUACAUGGUUUGCCAAGUGAUGUGAUCAAAGCCAUAGUUGUACCGGAUUGUUUGGAAGCUGCGCAAGCCUCUGCAAUUGCCGACUCGGCUCACAUGCCUUCUUUGGCCCUCUUGUUGAGUCGCGUUUUGCAAUGCGUCAACCUGAUGCCGGCCCCAGUUGCACCACUUUGCCCAGCCGAUGAGCGGCGCCUCAGACAGAGUGUGCGUGGCACUGUGUUCGAACCAGGUUUGGUUGCCUAUUGGGUGGACACACAGCUGCGCGGCAAGCAGCCAGCCCCUCAAGGCAUGGAUUGGGCGCAGCAGCGGCAGGUAGCAACUUCUGCAGUAGCUGUCGGCUUCCAGCGCGGGUCUGGCGCCUCCAGAUUUGCUUUGCCGCCAUUACAUCCAUCUGGCUUGACAAAGGAAGAGCAUAUGGCUGCUUCUGCUGUGAUUGCUUCCCCCUUUGAUGUUCAGUGUCCGUUGGAUGAUGACCUCCAAUUUGCUUGUCGCGCCAUUGCAUGCAUGGGGCCAGCCAUCCGGGAGUGGCGAGCCGCACAAAUGCGUUGUUUGACAAAGCUUAGCAAGUGCCUGGCGCCUUGGGAGCGCGACCUUGUCCAGAUGAUGCCUCCAUCGGUAGCUAAAGUUGCAGCAGACAAGCGCCCCUUUUUCAUGCUUGUGUGUUCCUUGUUGCUGCGAUGGCCGGAUGAAACAAACCCACUUCGUUUUGUAGGUGGAUUCGACAUUGUUGGCGACAUUGAGGUUUCCGGCCUGUUCAGGCCCCUGCAAGUGAAUGAGAGCUCCCUUGUUGGAUUGCCAGCCCUACUAGGCCCCCAAGCAGAUGACAAUUUGUCGCGCAUGUUUCGGCGGGUACGCCCAGGUACCCAUGAUGAGGACUUGCGCCGGUUGACCUUAGAGGAGGUUGAGCUGGGCUUUGCAGAUGGUCCUUUUGACUUGUCCCAAAUGAAUGAAAUGUUUGGGCAGUCUCAGUGGCGUCCUUUGGAAAGAUUCAUCCACGUGCAGGCCUGUGGAAAGCUUCGGUGUAUCGAUUCAGGGAAAAAGCCCGGCCAUAAUGCAGCUUCUAGAGAGCGGGAGACCAUUUUUACAUAUACUGUUGAUGUUGUGCCUGCGAUCAUGCGUGAAGUGAUGCGCCUUGCUACUGAGAUUGAUGCUGACAAUCCUUGCAAGCAGCUCCAUUUUGUCAUCGGCACUGAAGAUAUGAAAAAUGCAUACCGGCAAUGCCCAAUCAACCCGGCGCAUCGUUGUUGUUCCUGUGUUGCUUUCUGGGAUUGCACCUCAGAGUCAGUCAAGUUCAUUGUUCUGAAUGGCUUGCCGUUUGGAUUGUCUUCAGCAGUGUUGGCCUUUAAUAGAACCCCUGCCUUGCUUUCUAGUGUAGCCAGGCGUUGCUGCGCGGCUCCAGCUGUGUUUUUCUUCGACGAUACUGGUGUUGUUGAUGUCAGCUUUGCUCAAGGCUCAGCUCAGGCAGCUGUACGCCUUGUCUAUGCCUUGGCAGGAGCUCAGUUGGAUCCAGACAAAUCUCAGCCUCCAGCCCAGUGCCGCACGUUUUUAGGCUUGUCAGUAAAUGUUGGAGAUAACCAAAUGUGUAAGUUUGAUUUGAAGCCCGGAUUCAGGGAACAAACUCAAGACUUCAUCAAUGAGAUCCUGAGUGAUGGUCACCUUACCUCUGGCCAUGCGGCCAAGCUCCGCGGGAAAUUUGGCUGGGCUGCUUCCGGUACGUAUGGGAAGUGUGGCCGAGGCGGUCAGGCUGCCUUGGUGCAUCGUCAGUAUUUUGAUUGUAGUGAAGCAUUGUCGGCAUCCUUGAUCGAUUCUUUGCUCUUUCGCCGUCAGCUUGCAUCUUUGGUACCGCCCAGGGUCGUCUCAUUGCAGCCUUCCCGUAGUAAGCCAGUUCGUCUCUAUUCAGAUGCUAGUUUUGAUCCGGCUAAGUCUUCUGAUGUUGCUCGAUUAGGUUUUGUGAUCUUUCCAGAUGAUGGUAGGGCGCCCCCAAUUGGAAUGUCUGCAGACAUCCCUGCAGACCUCUUGCGGUUGUUGGUAGACCGCGAACAGCAGAUUACACCUUGUGAAGCGUUGCUUGGAGUUGUAGUGCCGUACAAUGUUCGUGAUUUCCUGGCCCAGAAGGAUGUCAUUUGGUACAUAGACAAUCAAGAACCAGGUGCAGGAACCAGGUCUGUUGCAUACAGUGACUGUGCACCCUUGCCCUUGCAUUUGACA
Messenger RNA from Cladocopium goreaui, 3795 nucleotides. NCBI's taxonomy places the organism in Eukaryota, Dinophyceae, Suessiales, Symbiodiniaceae. The record is from the annotation of a GenBank genome assembly.